CGGGCUGACGGCUUUUUGACACCUCCUGUGGAAGGGCAGCUCUGCUGGUUGCAGUGACCUUCACCUUAACGCUUGCCCGCAUCUCCGUGGAGCUUCUCUAGAGCAGGUCCCUUACUGAGCAAUUGCCAUGCUGAUGACUGCAGCAGAAAAGACAUUACCAUCUAAAUUCUCCUUCUUUUACCACCAGAGAAUCACAUUUUAGAAGAUGUAAACAAAUGCGUCAUCGCUCUCCAAGAGAAAGACGUGGAUGGCUUAGACCGCACGGCCGGGGCAAUCCGGGGCCGCGCCGCUCGCGUCAUUCACGUGGUCACCUCCGAGAUGGACAACUACGAGCCUGGAGUGUACACUGAGAAGGUGCUGGAAGCAACCAAGUUACUGUCCAACACAGUCAUGCCGCGCUUCACGGAGCAAGUGGAAGCUGCAGUGGAAGCGCUGAGCUCCGACCCUGCCCAGCCCAUGGAUGAGAACGAGUUCAUCGACGCCUCGCGGCUGGUGUACGACGGCAUCCGCGACAUCAGGAAAGCCGUGCUGAUGAUCCGGGUGAGGACAGCUUCCCCCAGCAGCUUUCCCUGCCCCUGUAGGACUGACAGCCAGAAGGAUAAUGGAGAGCAGGCAGGAGAAGAUUCUCAUUUAGCUCCUAUUAACAUUCAGAGUCUUAAAACGUGCUAAUUGCUGUGGAGCGCU
Messenger RNA from Cyanistes caeruleus (blue tit), 684 nucleotides. The record is from RefSeq and is a predicted model, not a curated record. NCBI's taxonomy places the organism in Eukaryota, Metazoa, Chordata, Aves, Passeriformes, Paridae.